CAGCUGACAGUGACAAUCCCAACAAUCACCUAAAAGAAAAAUGGUUGAUGUAUGAUAUUUAGUUGAUGCUUUUUGCUAUUAAAUUAAUGAAAAAAUAAUGCAAUUUAAAUUGAAAUGGAUUCAAAUGGGAAGAGAGGUUUACCACUGUUAAGAGAAAUCAUUAGAAGGCAACGUGAGGACUCUGAUGGAGGAGGCACAGAUUCUCCAGACCUGGAUUUUCUUUAUGAUGACACUGACUGCCAUGGAAAUGAAAUUGCUGAACUUUAUAGUUACACGGAGCAGCCUGAAUUACAACUUAAUGUCAAGGCAUUUGAAGACCAAAUGGAAUCAUAUGAAUUGCCCCCAAGCUGGCAAAGAUUAUCAGUAGAGAAGCGCCAUUCUGUAAUUAUGAAAUUGCUGGAUCAACUGGAAAGUUCAAAAAAGCCACUUAGAAUGAGGAGUGCCAGAUGUAUCCUGUACAUAGCUCAAGGGUGUUGGGCUGAAAUGCAAUCUGAUACAGAACAACAACACUGGUCUCGAAUAAAUUCCAUGCUACUUUAUCAAAAUGGUGCUUUUAGUGCGUUUACUGAUCUAUUAAACAUAGAAAUUGAGAAUAGCACUGCAGCUCAUGUAGCUAUGCGAAAAAUAGCUGUGUCACUAGCUGAUUCUCAGGAUCUUAGGGUUAUUUUGUCUGUUCUAUACACCAUCACUGAAGUUAUUAGAAAUGAAAAAGCCUGUGAAAACAAUGAAUAUAAAGAGGAGGUUGAUUCCUUUUGUCAUGAAAUAGGAAAUGCUUAUGGAGAUGAAUUAUUGGUAAUAAAGCUAUUAGGUAUGGUUACUAGGUUUUGUAGUGGGGCUGCACCACAUUUUCCCAUGAAGAAAGUGCUUUUACUACUUUGGAAGUUAUUGUUAGUCUCUCUUGGUGGGAUGGCAACUUUAAGAGAUUUGAAAAUUGAAAAGCGUAAAGCAACAGGUUUAACUCCACUAGAUGAAGAUACAAUGGAAAUAGCAAGGACAAUGAGGGCCUCUUCACCUCCAGCAAGUGCAUCCGAUUUACUUGAAGCACAAAACCAAAAAAGAAACACACGACCGUUUAGAAGGAGCUUGAUGAAGCAAAGUAGUCUGGAUGAUCAAGAAUCAUUAGGAAUGGAAAUGGAAUCAAAUGUGGGUAAUGAUAAUGGUGAUGAUUUACCAGAUAUGACAGAAUAUGAUGAACGACGCCCAAGUGACAAUAAUGAAGCUGGACAAAUGUUCAGCAAUCACAAUGUUAUUGGGUAUCACCAUCAAAUGUCACCUCUCCCUCAACAUGAUCUUUUACCAAGAGGUCUACCAUGGAAGCCAAAAGUCAGACAAAAGGAUAUUGAUGCAUUUUUGGAUACUGCUAGAAUGAAAUUCCUGGGGUAUACUUUACCUGGAGACACUACAACCUUAUUUGGAUUACCAGAGCCUAUUCAUGAAGGGCUGAAUAUCCUUAAAGAGCAUGUGUAUACUUCUUUGUCAGAACUGCAGAUACAAAAGGAAGAGGAGAUUGCAAGGAAUCCAAUGUCUACAAAAGAAGAUGAAGUUGAACUUACACCUGCUGAAAUACUCUAUCAAGCUAUGUUACCUAAUUUACCUCAAUACAUGAUUGCUUUAUUGAAAAUAUUGCUGGCAGCUGCUCCAACAUCUAGAGCUAAAACUGACUCCAUCAAUAUUCUAGCUGAUGUCCUCCCAGAAGAAAUGCCUAUGACUGUGCUUCAAUCAAUGAAACUAGGAAUUGACGUUAAUAGACACAAAGAAAUCAUAGUGAAAGCUGUUUCAGCAAUAUUGUUGCUCCUUCUAAAACAUUUCAAACUGAACCAUGUCUAUCAAUUUGAAUUUAUGUCUCAACACUUAGUCUUUGCUAACUGUAUUCCUCUUGUAUUGAAGUUCUUUAACCAGAAUAUUAUGGCCUAUGUUGGAGCCAAAAAUGUUAUUCCUAUACUGGAUUUUCCUUCAUGUGUGAUAGGUGACCAGCCAGAAUUAACAGGUGAUAAUUUAGAAAUAGGAGAUGCAGCUCCAUUUUCAUGGAGGAACAUGUUUUCUUGUAUAAAUCUGCUCCGGAUUUUAAACAAACUCACCAAGUGGAAACAUUCAAGGAUUAUGAUGCUGGUGGUGUUCAAAUCUGCUCCUAUCUUAAAAAGAACGCUGAAAGUUCGUCAUGCCAUGACGCAGCUUUAUGUUCUAAAACUUUUAAAAAUGCAGACAAAGUAUUUGGGAAGACAGUGGAGAAAAUCAAAUAUGAAGACCAUCAGUGCUAUUUACUCUAAAGUCAGGCAUAGACUUAACGAUGAUUGGGCUUAUGGAAAUGAUUUAGAUGCUAGACCUUGGGAUUUCCAAGCUGAAGAAUGUGCUUUAAGAGCUUCCGUAGAUCGCUUCAACAAUCGCAGAUAUACCCAAUUAAACGAUAGCGAUUUUGAACCUGUGGAUAAUUGUUUAAGCAGUGUACUAGGAACUAAUCAUGAACUAUCUGACAACUUCAAGAAGCACUAUAGCCUUUGGUUGGAACAAGAAGUGUACGGAGAUCCUAUCGAAUGGGAUAAAUUGUUAUUAGAUGAGAAACAAAAGUAAAUCCUACGUCGUCUAUCUGUCACACCAUUUAUAUUUUUUUAUACCUAAAUUAUAUUUAUUUUUCUUUUAACUUUAUACACAAAUGAUUUAUCAUUGGCCAUUUAUCAUUUUUAUUUUAUUUAUAUCAAUUACAGUCAUGAUAAAUCCAAAAAUUAUCGAUUUUAUUUUAAAACAGAUCUUUUGUUAUUUUGUUAAAUGCAAAUUAACAUUAAAAUUAACUUGUAAAAAUAAACCACAUGAAUAAAAUGAAUAAAAUAGUUGAAA
Molecule: messenger RNA, 2832 nt
Organism: Sitophilus oryzae (rice weevil)
Lineage: Eukaryota; Metazoa; Arthropoda; Insecta; Coleoptera; Curculionidae
Gene: Strip
Product: striatin-interacting protein 1
Exons: 13
Coding region: 115-2568 (817 amino acids)
Biological process (GO): cytoskeleton organization
Cellular component (GO): cytosol
Source: RefSeq, a predicted model, not a curated record